Pimephales promelas (fathead minnow) is the source of this 2453-nucleotide messenger RNA. It is a transcript of the gene chrna2b, whose product is annotated as cholinergic receptor nicotinic alpha 2b subunit. Gene Ontology annotation, molecular function: transmembrane signaling receptor activity; acetylcholine-gated monoatomic cation-selective channel activity. NCBI's taxonomy places the organism in Eukaryota, Metazoa, Chordata, Actinopteri, Cypriniformes, Leuciscidae. Gene Ontology annotation, cellular component: postsynaptic membrane. Gene Ontology annotation, biological process: monoatomic ion transmembrane transport. The record is from RefSeq and is a predicted model, not a curated record.
AGAGAUGCUCAGUCUGGAGUAAACCCUGGAAACAGCAGGAGCCAGGUCAUGAGUCCAUCUAUGCAUUUGACACAGAGGAAAUUACUCUGGGAUAUGUCUGCUUCUAAAAAUACUAAAAAUAAUUUUUUGGAUACAUAUGGAAAUAAUUAAUACUUUUCGGAACGGAAUCUGUGUAUCUUCAGCUGAACAGGUGUGCAAAACUUAAUCUUAUCAUCGUGCCUUUUCGCGUAGAAGAGCAGGAAACUUCGAGUUUGGAGAAAUAUGGAUAAACACGGGAUUUAUGUAACUUAAAACAUAUUUAUGACAAACAUAUGACAAACGCCAAUUCUGCCAGCAUUUAAAAUAGCCUACAUGUGAUUUAAACAAAAACUUGUGUGAGAGGAGAACAUCUCAUCCUAAAUAGCCUACAACCACCAGCCCCAGAUGUACAAUGAAAAUGAAAUGACAACACAUCAGAAAACACAGAAGCCAUGAGAAAAACUGAAUCAUACGGAAACUGUCGCGUGGAAUUGGCUCUAUGAUGGAGCGUUUAGAAAAGCCGCGGUUCUUGCGGAUUACUCUUCUCUUCACUAUCCUAUGUGAGUCAAUUUCUUGUUGUGAGAGGACUCACUCACAUGCUGAAGAUGAUCUCUUCAAAAAGCUCUUUGAUGGCUACAACAAGUGGUCAAGGCCUGUACCAAACACCUCUGAUGUUGUCAUCGUCAAGUUCGGUUUAUCUAUCGCCCAGCUGAUUGAUGUGGAUGAGAAGAAUCAGAUGAUGACAACAAAUGUCUGGCUAAAGCAGGAGUGGAAUGACUAUAAACUACGCUGGAAGCCUUCAGACUAUGACAAUGUGACUUCUAUCAGGGUUCCGUCUGAACUUAUCUGGGUCCCGGAUAUAGUCUUGUACAACAAUGCAGACGGGGAGUUUGCAGUGACCCACAUGACCAAAGCCCACCUCUUCCACACAGGUAAAGUGCGCUGGGUUCCACCUGCCAUCUACAAGAGCUCAUGCAGCAUCGAUGUCACCUUCUUCCCCUUUGACCAGCAGAACUGCAAGAUGAAAUUCGGCUCGUGGACUUACGACAAAGCCAAGAUCGACCUGGAGCGCACCGAGAACACGGUGGACUUGAAAGAUUACUGGGAGAGCGGUGAGUGGGCCAUCAUCAAUGCUGUUGGCACCUACAACACCAAGAAGUAUGACUGCUGCCAUGAGAUCUACCCAGACAUCACCUACUUCUUCAUCAUUCGCCGUCUCCCGCUCUUCUACACCAUCAACCUCAUCAUUCCCUGCUUGCUCAUCUCCUGCCUAACCGUACUGGUUUUCUACCUUCCGUCAGACUGCGGUGAGAAGAUCACACUGUGUAUCUCGGUCCUCCUCUCGCUCACUGUCUUCCUGCUGCUCAUCACAGAAAUCAUCCCGUCCACCUCGCUCGUGAUCCCACUCAUCGGCGAAUAUCUGCUCUUCACUAUGAUCUUCGUCACCCUGUCCAUCGUUAUCACCGUCUUCGUGCUUAAUGUCCAUCACCGCUCGCCCAGCACUCAUAAGAUGCCCCACUGGGUCCACUCUGUCUUCUUGGAUUUGAUCCCGCGGUGGCUGUUUAUGCGCCGACCUGCACCGGACAGCCAUCGCAGGCAGAAACUUCUCCUCCUGCAGCAGCAGGGCCAAGGAAUGACGUCCCGGGUGCUUGGACCGGCAAACACAACCCUCAGUACGUCUACUAACUGGUUCCGUGGGGAGAACUCUGGGGAGGAGUCCCGCAGGCGCUUCUGUUAUAAGGACUUAGAGCUGGGGACUUUGUCCUCCGCAAUCUCAGUUUCACUCCAAACUGCUUCGCCCUGCCAUCUUGGCUCAACUCCACCUACUCUACAGAAUUUUGGUCCUUCCCCAAGACUGGAGAUGGGCGUGGCUUCCAGGCAGCCCAGUGGAAGAGCUACAGUCACGAAGCGGCCUGAAAACCUGAUGGCAGACAAGGCAGUGUUUCCUCUGUCUCCCAGUGUCCUGCAAGCUCUGGAGGGGGUCCACUACAUAGCAGACCACCUGAGAGCUGAAGACGCUGACUUUAGUGUAAAAGAGGACUGGAAGUAUGUUGCUAUGGUAAUAGACAGAAUCUUCUUAUGGAUGUUCAUCAUAGUGUGUUUGCUGGGCACAAUCGGGCUGUUUCUCCCGCCCUGGCUUGCAGGCAUGAUCUAGAAAACACUCAGUGAGUAGCUUACAUAUGAACAAUUAGGACUUCUAACUUAUGGGCUUCCACUGGAAGAACCAGCAUGGUGACACAAUGCCAAUCCUAGCAGGGAUAUUUCCCCUGCAUGUGGUAAGAAAAUGCAUGUUUGAUAUCAGGAAUGUGGCACCAACCGCCUGAUUUUUUUAGGACAAAAAUUAAGAGACAAGCUUGUAUAUGAAAAUGCUUGUAUUUGAAUGUACUGUAUAACCUUGAAUAUUAUUGUCCAAAUUAAAGGCCAACUGGACAAGA